Messenger RNA from Carica papaya (papaya), 1182 nucleotides. Its product is annotated as suppressor of disruption of TFIIS-like. The record is from RefSeq and is a predicted model, not a curated record. NCBI's taxonomy places the organism in Eukaryota, Viridiplantae, Streptophyta, Magnoliopsida, Brassicales, Caricaceae.
CCCACCAUCUCCCCACCUCAUAAUCCAUCUCUUCAUUACAUUUCUCUUCUCCAACCUCCGUUAAUUUCGUUUCAUUAAGCUCUCAGCUCUGCUCGGCUUUUAUAUUCAGCUUUUUUGAGUUUCUUUAGUAGGAAAAAAAAAUGGAGUAUGAAAACCAGUACAACAACUCUCUAGGUUCUCCAAGAUAUGAUUGUCUUCUUUUUGACUUGGAUGAUACCCUUUAUCCUCUGAGUUCUGGUUUGUCCAAAGCAUGUACUAAGAACAUCGAAGAAUUUAUGGUUCAGAAGCUGGGUAUAGAGGAAAGCAAAGUUUCAGAGAUAAAUCAAGUGUUGUACAGAAAUUAUGGGACGUCAAUGGCUGGUCUCAAGGCAAUUGGCUAUGAUUUUGACAAUGAUGACUACCAUAGUUUUGUGCAUGGAAGAUUACCUUAUGAGAAUCUGAAACCUGAUCCUGUCCUGAGGAGUCUCCUUCUUAACUUGCCUCUUCGAAAAAUUGUUUUCUCAAAUGGAGAUAAGGUACAUGUGGCCAAAGCUCUAGCUAAGCUUGGAUUGGAGGAUUGUUUCGAAAUGAUUAUAUGUUUCGAAACACUUAACCCCGGCGACAAAGAUACUGGCAAUCCUUCCGAUUCAGAUGAACUCCAAAACACCAGCACUGAAUUUCUCAAUGGCACCAAUCAUGAUUCAGCUCUCCUAAGGACUCCAAUCGUGUGCAAACCAUUCGAAAAGGCGUUUGAGCAAGCUUUCGAGAUUGCUAAAAUCAAUCCUCAGAAGACAUUAUUUUUUGAUGAUAGUAUCCGGAACAUCCAGACAGGGAAACUUAUGGGUCUGCAUACUGUUUUGAUCGGAACUUCUCGGAGAACAACCGGAGUUGAUUACGCGUUGGAGAGCAUCCACAACAUCAAGGAAGCAUUGCCCGAGCUAUGGGAAGAAAGCAGCAAGAAAUCAGAAAGAGUGAGGUAUUCAGGGAAGGUUGCAAUUGAGACCUCAGUUACAGCCUAAUAACUUCCUGUUAGAUACAAAAAUAAUAUUAUUGUAAAGUCGAGUGUGACUGACACGAAUCAAACUCGAGCCUUCUUGUAGAGAAAUCGAGAGGCAAUUACUAUUACCAUAUGAUUUUGAUUAUUGUAUUUACUACAUGUAACUUUCAAUUAUUAGAAGAAAAAGUUGUUUACCUUGAUGUUAA